Messenger RNA from Triticum turgidum subsp. durum (durum wheat), 528 nucleotides. The record is from the annotation of a GenBank genome assembly. Lineage: Eukaryota; Viridiplantae; Streptophyta; Magnoliopsida; Poales; Poaceae.
AUGGUUGGGCGGCGGCGUGUGCUGUUGGAGGAGGGAGGUGGGCACAGCGGCGCGUUCGCCGGGGUGGGAAGUAGGGACGGUGGCGCGGUCGCCGGGAUGGGAGGUGGGACGGCAGCGCGGUCGCUGGGGUGGGAGGUGGGGACGGCGGCGCGGUCAACGGGGUGGGAGGUGGGGACGACAGCACAUCUGCUGGGGAGGGAGGUCGGGGCCGACGCCGCUUGCUGCCAGGGGAGGAAGUUGGGGGCGGCGGAGCUUCUGCCUGGCAGGAAGGUGGGGGGCGAAGGAGGUUCCACCGGUGAAGAGAGAUUGACUCUCUGGGUGGAUGAACUUGUGUCUGUUUACAAGUUUAAUGCAAUCACUGGAUGUUCUAGAACCUCUAACAUGAUGGGAAUUUGGUGUAGGCUCCGAGGAGUGAGAUAUUACAAACAUGGGUCUCAUGACCCAACAUUCAGAGCAUACAAGUCAAAGCACAUGCGGAAGCUUAACAUGUCUGAGUACAGACAUCUACAAAUGAAAAAGGCUGAUUAG